AUGGGUAAUCCAAACUGGCGAAAGAACCCCCCCUUCGACCGAUGCCUACAUUUGAACCAGCCCGACAAGACAACCGUCGACAAUGCCGCCAACGCCAAGCUCGAGCCAGCCAGCGUUGAGAUCACCCUUCUCUUGACAGAUAGAGACAUGGCGAAGCUGGGAAAGAAUGUCGGCAUAAUCAUCAAAGGCACUGCUCGCCGAAGCGGCUGCAAGGCUGACAUAUUGCCGAAGAAGGAGGGCUCUAACGAGCAACAGAUUGUCUUUACUGGUAGUCAGCUGGGUGUCACUAAGGCAAAGAACUGGAUUAAGGAGCGUUUGGUUACUAAGGGUUCCUGA
This is a messenger RNA of Cadophora gregata, 336 nucleotides long. RefSeq lists its product as uncharacterized. The record is from RefSeq and is a predicted model, not a curated record. Bases 1 to 336 code for a protein of 111 amino acids. Gene Ontology annotation, molecular function: RNA binding. NCBI's taxonomy places the organism in Eukaryota, Fungi, Ascomycota, Leotiomycetes, Helotiales, Ploettnerulaceae. The transcript is spliced from 2 exons.